Messenger RNA from Plasmodium inui San Antonio 1, 1380 nucleotides. RefSeq lists its product as hypothetical. The transcript has 2 exons. Gene Ontology annotation, molecular function: transmembrane transporter activity. The coding region runs from base 1 to 1380 and encodes 459 amino acids. The record is from RefSeq and is a predicted model, not a curated record. Gene Ontology annotation, biological process: transmembrane transport. Lineage: Eukaryota; Apicomplexa; Aconoidasida; Haemosporida; Plasmodiidae.
AUGAAAAAGGACUACCACUCACAGACUCUGUCAAAAUGUAAAGUCAUUCUAGGCGGGUUCUUGAUACACUGCACGCUGGGCAGCAUCUACUGUUUCUCCAACAUCAGCAUUUACGUCAUCUCUUAUAUGAAGAUCAUAGGUUGCUCCAAUGUCAAGUACAAGGAUAGUAGCUGGGUUUAUGUCCUUACUCUAAUUUUUCAGUGUUUUUUUGGCUUUUUCGGGGGAAUGCUGAAUCAGCAUUUGGGCCCCCAGAUUAGCGUCUUGCUGGGCGGGUGGCUCAUGUGCCUGGGGAUUCUCCUGUCCUAUUUCACUGUGUUCAACUUUUACCUGUUUUUGAUGACCUAUGGGAUUUUGUGCGGCAUUGGAUGCGGCAUUGCCUACCCGAUUCCGCUCUCCGUGGCGGUGAAGAGGCACUACGACUACAAGGGAGUGAUCAGUGGAAUCAUCUUCGUGGGGAGAGGUAUGGCAGUUUUCCUCAUAUGCCCCCUUCAGAAUUACUUCAUAAACAGAUACAACUACAUGCCGGAUUACACCCCCGAGUUGGAUCAUACAGACGACAAAUACUUCAGCAAUCUGGAGAUCCUUAACAGGGUUCCCUAUCUGUUCAUUUAUGAAGGGAUAUUUUUUGCAAUCAUUCAGUUUAUAGGUGCCUGUUUGAUAGCAGAUUCUAGAGAGACAUCAAACGAGUUCUUACCUUUCAAUGAUAAGAGUAGCAAACUUCUAUAUCUGGACGAUAGGGGGUAUGCAAAUAAGAGUCCCAAAGGAAUGUCCAGCUCCUUUAGGACUCUCUCCAACACGUCAAAUUUCUCCCUCAGAGAGUCUAACAGUAUCACCUUCAUAAAUCGAGAUUUCAUCUUAAUAUGGUUGAUGGUCUUCUUUAACUGGCAAGCUAUUUCGUAUACUCAGGUGUUUUGGAAAAUAUUUGGAUUGAAUUAUCUUAGCAUCGAUGACAGAUCUUUGUCUUUCCUCGGAGCUGUGUCUUCUCUCUUUAACAUCAUGGGAAGGAUUUUCUGGGGAUUCAUAAGUGACUUAACGAGCUUUAAGACGGCACUGAUAUUGAUGAGUAUGCUGAUGAGUUUCCUAACUGUUACAUUAACGCUGUCUGGUUUAUGUGGCAAGAUUACCUACUGCAUUUGGGUUUGCCUCAUUUUCUUUUGUCAUGCUGGGACCUUUUCCAUUUUCCCUUCCAUCACUGCACAUACCUUUGGCACUCGUAAUUUUGGUCCCAUCUUUGGCCUCCUCUUCACUGCUAGGGCUUUCUCCAGCAUAAUCAACGCCAUGUUGGCAGCCGUCAUUUUGAACAACGUUGGGAAUAUUGCUAUGUGUGCACUUGUUUCCAUUUCCUCCUUCGUCAGCAUCAUGCUGGCGCUGGCUUUUUAG